ACCAAUGCAAAAGCAACCCUGCUUCGAUUAGACAACCGGAAACUCACAAAAUAUUAGUUCUUUCCUUUUCCCUAUUGGUAGGGUAAAUACAUGUUGGUGAUUUGAUUUUAUAAAAAAAUACCAAUAUGCCACGUGAAAUCAAAGAAGUAAAAGACUUCCUGAACAAGGCCCGUCGCUCCGAUGCGCGUGCUGUGAAAAUAAAGAAGAACCCAUCGAACACCAAGUUCAAGAUUCGUUGCUCCCGCUUCCUUUACACGCUCGUGGUGCAAGAUAAGGAGAAGGCCGACAAAAUUAAGCAGUCCCUGCCACCAGGUCUGCAAGUGAAGGAAGUCAAGUAAACCAGCAGAAAUUUAUACUUCAAACUUGUAUUUCGAUGAAUAUUCUUCGAGGAAUAAAACAUGGAAAAGUAGCAGUUUAAAACAUAA
This is a messenger RNA of Drosophila albomicans, 425 nucleotides long. RefSeq names its product 60S ribosomal protein L38 (gene RpL38). Gene Ontology annotation, molecular function: structural constituent of ribosome. Gene Ontology annotation, biological process: translation; protein-RNA complex assembly. NCBI's taxonomy places the organism in Eukaryota, Metazoa, Arthropoda, Insecta, Diptera, Drosophilidae. The coding region runs from base 126 to 338 and encodes 70 amino acids. Gene Ontology annotation, cellular component: cytosolic large ribosomal subunit; ribosome. The record is from RefSeq and is a predicted model, not a curated record. The transcript is spliced from 2 exons.